Molecule: messenger RNA, 7251 nt
Organism: Plasmodium vinckei vinckei
Lineage: Eukaryota; Apicomplexa; Aconoidasida; Haemosporida; Plasmodiidae
Product: conserved Plasmodium protein, unknown function
Exons: 1
Coding region: 1-7251 (2416 amino acids)
Biological process (GO): proteasomal ubiquitin-independent protein catabolic process
Cellular component (GO): nucleus; cytosol
Molecular function (GO): peptidase activator activity; proteasome binding
Source: RefSeq, a predicted model, not a curated record
AUGACGAACGAAGAAAAUAUUUCUACCGAAUUAAAUGAUGGGAAUGGGGAAAAUGAUCAAAACAUAUUUGAGUCUAAUAUUAUAAACACAUUCAGAGAGUUAAAUGAUUAUAGUAAAUAUUUUCCCAAAAAAAUAAAGGACAAUGUGAUUAGAGAAAAAUAUGAAAUACUAAAAGAAAUUAAAAAAUUAGCAACAUUAAAAAAGAACACUUCUUAUAAUAUUACAUCAAUAAUUAAAUUGUUUAAUGCAUACGAAAUAAUUAAUACAGAAAAGCAUAAAUCUUUUCAUUUUUAUAUUUUUAUGAUUAAAUAUUUAUGGAAUUCAUUUCAGAAUAAAAAUGUCAGUCCUAAUUUAAAAACAUAUAUUUGUCAAGCUAUUUCUAAUAUUUUAAAAAAUAUAAAAAAACAUAUUUUAUAUAACUUUUUUUUUGAUUAUGAUAAAAAAUUAUUACAAAAGGACAAUGGAGAAAAUUACAGUUCAUAUGAAGAAGAUAUAGAAAGCAAGAGUGAUGUUACAGAUAAUAGUUAUAUUGAAAUAAGUGGCGAAUAUUUUAAAGAAUAUGAAAAUGUUAUUGAAGAAAGUGAUAUAGAAAGUAGUAUAAAUGAAGCUAAUAUGCAAUCAUUAAAUGAUUUAUAUUAUGUUACAGAUAAUGGGAUUUAUGAAAAAAAUGAAGACGUUGACUCUUUUCUAAGCAAAUCAAUAACAAUUAAUGGAAUGGAUGAAUCUUUUCGUUUCUACAUUCAAAAAAGAAUAUUUGAUAUAAUAGAUUAUAAUUAUUUGUUUGGAUUGUUGUAUGAUUAUUUGAUUGGUAAUGUCAAAAGUAGUGAUGGUAGUAAUCAGUGUAGUCACAAUGUGUAUAAAAAUUAUAUUGGUUCUAUAUUAAGUAUCCUUAUUAAUUUAAAAAACUUUUGUUACUAUAAUAAAGAUGUACAUAAUUUAUUAUUAAAUUUUUCUUUUAAUAAUUUACAUUCUACAAAAUAUGAAGAAUAUAAAGGUAUGAUAGAUACACAAAAUUUAGGCAAUAUGCAAAAAGAAUAUGGAAAUGAUCCUAUGGAUCUGUUGGGAAAUAAAAGGAUGGAUGAAAAUAUGAACAAGGAGUGUAAGAAAUUUGCAAAUGACGAAAAAAUAAAUUCUGAAAUGGAAAUAAAAGAAAAUAAAAGCAUGAACAAUAAUAACGAUAAUGAUGAAUUAAAAUUCAAUAUAGAUAUGUAUGAAUAUGAUGUCGAAAAUUUAGAAGUAUGCAUACGAUAUAAUACGAUAUUUUUAAAUAUUAUGAUAUUAAGUCAGUUGUCUUCUGAUGAUUUAUGUUAUAGAUUAAUCAAAGAUAAAAAACUUUUAUAUUUAUAUAAAAAAGUGAAAAAGUUUAAUUGGCAUAGUAUAAAUUUUUCAUUUGUUAAGAUAAUUUAUAGGGGAUUAAAAUAUUCAUAUUUAUAUAACAUUGAUAUAGAAAAUGAAAUACGAGAAAUAUUUAGCACAUUGUUAUUUUUAUUUUUGUUUUAUAUAAAACUACCAAGUAAUAUGCAGAUAAAUGCGUGUAAAUACCAUAUUCCCGAUGAAUACUCACUGUUAAUUAAUUAUGAUGAUAGUGUAACCAAAUUAAUCUCAAAAAUAUUUGUAUAUUUACUUAAUAAAAGGUAUGCAAAAUCGGAACGAAGAAAUAAAAAUGACGAAAAAUCUGAAAAAAAUCAAUCCGAAAUCAUUGACAUUUUUUUACACCAUUUAAACGACAAUAAUUUUUCUGUUAAUGAUCCAGAGGGAUUAUAUUGUAAGGAUGAUAUUGGAAUAGCGUGUAUUUUAAAAAAUAUGGAUAUCUAUGAUUUUAUAAAUAUUAUUAAUUCUUUGUUUAUCCCACAUAUUCACCCAUCGAAUGUAGGAAAGCAUGUAGGAAAUAUAAGUAUAUUUAUUAAUAAUUUUUUAUAUAGUUUUAUAAGAAAGUUGAAAAGAGAAAAUAUAUAUUUAAAAAAAAUUAACAGUAGUUAUAAUAAUGAUAUGAACAAUAAUAGCAAUUCUUUAUUGUCUAAUAAUUGUGAUAAAAAAAAAGAAUGUAUUUUUAAUUAUAUAAAUAAUUAUUUCAUAACAGAAGAGGAUAAAAAUUUUGUGAUUGAAAAAUUUACAGAAUUAGCAAUACAAGGUAUGUUUCCUAAAAACAUUAAAGGGACAAGUUUAUUUGAAAAUAUAUUAAAGCAUUUAUGCACAAUUGAUGUAAAUUGCUUAGAUGUAUUUAUAAAAAAAAUAUUAGAAGGCUUAGUAAAUGUUAAUAUAUCGACACAAAUCUGUAAUUGUUUGUUUUGCCUAUGCUUAUUAUUACCAUUAUUAAUUAAAUACAAAUCAAAGUAUUUAAAGGACAUAUUAUAUGUUAUGAAUAUGGGUAUAGAUAUUUGUGACAUAUAUAAAAGCUUUACGAUAUUUUCAUUCCUUAGUAUUUUAUUUUCUUAUAUUCCUAUUAUAAAAAUAAAUAGGGAUAUAACUGAAGAAGACUAUAAAUAUGUUAUAGCAGAGUAUAAAAAGUUUGAAAAUGAAAACAUAGGUAUUGAUUAUUUUAAUGGUAAUAAGGACGAUAAUAAUUUAAUGCUUGGAUUGGAAAAUGUUAUUGUAAACCAUUCGAAAAAAUAUUUAACUGAUCAAGAAAUAAAAUUACUAAUAAAGGAAAGAAAAGAAUUUGUCGAUUAUUUAUGUUAUUGGGUCUAUGAAUUUUUUGACAAAAUAUUAUAUUUUAUAAAAUAUACACAAAAUGAACAGUCGAAAGGCAAUAAAAAACAAAAUAGUGAAAGUAAAGAAGAAAAGCUAGAAAAUGAUUUACAUAGUGGAUUAAAGACUACUAUCAUUUCUUUAUUUAUUCGUUUAGAUCAUGAUAUUGCUUAUGAAUUGUGUCUUCAGUUUUUGAAUAAUAUCGAUCAAGAAAAUUCCAAAGCUUUAUCUAUGAUUCCUUAUGCAAUAGGUAUGAUAAACAAUAGGAAAAUUUUCGAUACCGUUUUUAAUGCAUUUUAUAAAAUGGUAAUUACAAAAAAGCAAAAGAAAGUAAAUAAUGUAUCGAAUUGUACUGAUAAUGACAAAACGAAAAAUAUGAAAGAAGGAAAUUCCGAUCAUAAUAUUACAAUUGUCUAUUCUAGGAAUGAAUAUUCAAAUGAUGACACAGUCAAAUGUUAUCUACAUUUUUUAGCAAAUUUUAUUCGAAGAGCAAAUAAAGGUUUUGUAAAUGAGGAAGAAAUUUAUAAGCUAAUUGAAAUAUAUAUAUUAGAAAAAAACAAUUCGGUAUUUAAAUAUGUAUGUAAAAUUAUAUACAGAUUUUUAGAGUAUAAAUUUAAUUUUACUGUUAAAAAUUAUUCCAAUUUUGAAAUUAAUGAAAAUAUGGAUGAACGAGAUAAAAUUUCAAGUCUUGCUUCUUGGUGUGUUCCAUGGCAUAAACACGUUUUUAUGGGAAAACAAAAUAACGAGAAAAAUACAACUACAAAGGUCGCUGAAAAUAUAGCACAUAACAAUUUUGCUUUAAAUGAAGAAAACAAACACGAUGGUGAAUCGUUGAUAAAAUGGAAUAUACCAUCAAUUGAAGAUGUCAAAGCUGGAAAAAAAUUAAUAUUUUUAAUAUUAGAUUAUAUAAUUGAUUUAUUAUUGCAGUAUAAUAUUCCUAUUAACACACCUAACCUUGUUAAAUAUAUUGAAGAAAGAAACUUAAAAAAAAAUAAGUUCGAAUGGAAAUUUACAUUAGAUUAUUUAAAUAUUAUAUCACGAAUAUAUAAAUUAAUUAAAGCAAUUGUUAAAGCAGUAAGCACUUUAUACCCAGAUGAAAGAUACAAUCAUGAUAAAUUAUUAACAAAAUGUCAUAUUAUUGAUACAAAACUUUUCUUCUAUAUAUAUAUAUACAUUUCAGAAAUUAUUAUAAUAUUAUCUGUUCAUGUAUUAAAAUUACCUGAGCAAGUAUUAGAAAUUUCGUCUUAUGUCAACUAUAGUAAUAAUAAAGGAGGAAGUAAAAAAUCAAUUGAUAUUGAAGAAAAAGAGAAUAAGACCAAAUUACGAGAAGACUUUUUUUCAAAUGUAAUAAACAACAGAGAAAAGGAUAUAAAGGCAGACGCAAAAAUGCAAAGAAAACUUAUUAAGAUUAUACAUUUUAUAUUAUUAAAGACAAAUGAUGGUGAUACUGCAAAUUCAUAUAAUGAAUAUAUAAAUAGCGUUUUAUCAUUUACAUAUAAUAUAUAUCCAUUUAGUUUUAACUAUGAUAUAAUUAAAAGCCAAUAUGUUAAUAAUAUAUUUUAUUUAUUUAAUGAAAGAUUAAAACAAAGAAAAAAAAAUUAUUCCUUCAGUGGAUUUCGGGAACAAUUAUGUAAUAUUUUAUUUUUUAUAAAUCUAUCAAUAUAUUCUCAAGUUAGGACAUAUGCUCAAAAUACUAUUAAAACAAUUUUACCCACAUUUAAAAUUAUUAAAGUACCAUUUUUAAAUAUAUGCUAUUUUUAUUUGAAAAAUUAUGUUAUUUUAUAUACUAAAAUUAAAGGGGCACCAAAAAUGGCAUGUAAUGAGAAUACCGAUCUUAUCGAAAAGGAUAGUAGUAUUGAAAUUGGACAAAUUAACAGUGAUGAAAUUGAUAAUGUAUCAAAUAAAGAUGAAUGUAAUACUAAUAUAAAUAAAUUACAAACCUUAAAAAGCUUCAACGAUUUAAAUAAUUCGGAUUAUUUUGAAAAUAAAUGUAUUAGUUGUUUUAAUUCCAUAAUAAUAACUAUAAGUAAUAACUCAGGAUUGAUUAAAAAAAUUAGUGCAGAUAUGAAUUUAUUAAAAAAAUAUAUUAAAGUUAUUAUUAAUAUAUUAAGGUUAGAAAUCGAAAAAGAAGAUAUAAAAUUAAAAUGUAUGAAAUUUAUUUACUCAAUUAUUAAUAAUAGAUUUAUAAAAGAAGAGGGCAUACUUCAAAAAAGAAAAAAAUCUUCUACCGCGAGCUCUAGUACUACUACCAAACAAAAAUCGAAAGAUGAACUAUUUUUGUUUCUAAAAAAACAAAUUGAGCAUGAAAACAAUAAUGUAUAUACACACAUCGUUAUACUCUCCUUCUUUAUUUGCUUUAAUGAUUUUGCGAUAAAAAAUUAUCUUCAAUUUUACUUUAAUUAUCUUCUUGAAAAUCUUUCCAUAAAAAAAAACGUCAAUGUUUAUAAUCUUGCCUUUUUCGGAUUUGUAAAGUUGCUAAAAUCUGUUACUCUUCUUAUUAAUGCGGGUGUGUCUAUCGAAAACGUUACCAAUUCAGUUAACGAGAAUGAGCCAGAUUCAGUGACAAACAACAGCGAAUUUUUACUCCCUGAGUUUAUUAUCUCUACUUUCAAAGGCGAAGACAUUUAUCAUAAUUUUGUUGAAAUAUGUAUAUAUAAGAAUUUAAAAAGCAAAAAAAAAAACAAUAGUAUAAAUUCAAUUAUUAUAAAUUUGUCCAAAGUUCAAAAAUCUUUUAAAGGGUUUGCUCAAAUUAAUGAAUCACACAUAAAGGAUUUUUAUUCGUAUUAUAUAUUUUUCAAGUUUUUAGUAAAAUUACAAAAUAGUUACAAUGGUGUAAUUGAAAAUAACACAAGUGAAAUCAACAGUACGGAUAAUAUUACUACUUCCUCUAAAAUAUCAAACGGUGAUAAUAGUAUUAAUUAUAUUGGUAAAAUAAUCCCUAUUUUAAAAAAACUUCAGAUGGACGAGCAUGUAGAUAAUGAAUAUAAGUCUACAUUAAUUUCUCUAAUAUGCCCUUUAUUAUUAGCUUUAAGAAAAUUCAAAAAUGAAAAGGAAAGAUGCAAAAUAAUUACAGAACUAGUAGCACUAAUGGAAAGUGAAAUAAGUAUUGUGAAUAUGGAAGUAUUUAAUUAUUGGCUAUAUUAUUUUCAUUUAUUAUUCAUAAAUAUAAAAAAAAAAUAUAUAAAUAUAUAUGAAAAGUUAUUUGAUUUUUGCUUAAAUUUCCACUUUAAAGAUGCUUCGAGUUUAGUCGUAAAAAAAAAAGCACAGCUUCUAAAUAUUAUGAUAACAUAUAGUAUACAUAAAAAUAAUCAUUUAAUAGAUAAGCAUAUAAUAAAUUAUUUAAAGUUAAUAAAUAACGAUAAUAUAACAACAAGACAGAUAAUAGGCGAUUUAUUAACAUGCAUUUUAUAUGUGUUAUAUGAUAAUAAAUAUUAUAAGCAUUUAAAAAAUAUAUAUUAUAAUAUAUUAUUAUAUUUAUAUAAUUUAUCAAAUAAUGUUGUUAACUAUUUGCAAACAGAACAAGAUAUCCAUAAACAAUCUAUACACAUAUAUACAUUAGAAACCUUGGCAUAUUUAACAAUAAAUUUAUUUGCCAAUAAAUGCAUGUAUGUUAUUAAUAAUAUAAGUAUCCAAUUUUUAAAAAUGUUCAUCUUGUCCUCUUGUCUCAUUGAUAAUUUUAUAAAUGGAUUAGCAAAUAAAGCAAUUAAUUGCCUUUUAUGUCCUUCAUUAUAUUUAUUUAGACCCAUUGAAUCAGAUCUUUGUAACAUUAAUAAAGUAAACUGUGCUAACAGCAUUUUGGAAAAUGAACAAAAUAAUUACUUUAACUGGGAAAGUUUAUUCAAAAUAAAUGAAAAUGAAGAUAAAAAAGAAGAGGAUUUUAAUAAAAUAUUAGAAGCGAAAAAAGAUAAUUUUGAUAAAUAUAUGGCAGAAGAAACCAAUACACUAUUGGUAAAUAGUUUAGUUUUUUUAAUUAAUAAAAAGGAUUGGAAAGUUCGAAAUUCAACACUACAAUUUUGUUUUUAUUUUUACUCAUAUUAUUGCAUAUAUUAUUAUAACAAAAAAGAAAAUUCAAUUUUAUUAAAUAUUUUUAUAUCAAUGUUAAAUGAUAGUUAUGUUGAAAUUCAAAAUAUAUCACGUCAAAUAUUAUCCUCAGUAUUUUGCUAUUAUGAUAACAAAACAUUAGAAAAAUUUUCACAAUUUUUUUUAAAUAUAACAAAAGAGCAUCAAAAAAUAAGUAUUCAAAGUCCUUCAGAUGACAAUAAUAUAGAUAAAAAUAUUACAAAAAUUAUAGACAAAAAAAAAAACAUAGCUAUAUAUGCACUUAUUAGUAUCGUCAAUUCUUUUCCAAAUUUUGUUCCGAAUUGGCUUCCAAAUAUUUUAAUCACGGUAGCAAGAAUGUCAAACACAUCUACCCAUGUUAUAAAAAAAGAAAUCGAAAAAUGUAUUCAAAAUUUCUUGAGGACUCAUAAGGAUGAAUGGGAAUAUAAAUACAAAACGAUUUUCACAGAGGAUCAACUUAAUAUUCUUGAUAUGUACAGAGGAGGCUUGAAUUAUUUCACAUGA